Messenger RNA from Acytostelium subglobosum LB1, 1872 nucleotides. RefSeq lists its product as hypothetical. The coding region runs from base 1 to 1872 and encodes 623 amino acids. Lineage: Eukaryota; Evosea; Eumycetozoa; Acytosteliales; Acytosteliaceae. Gene Ontology annotation, molecular function: ATP binding; ATP hydrolysis activity. The record is from RefSeq and is a predicted model, not a curated record. The transcript has a single exon.
AUGUGCCCCGACUGUUUAGGACUUGGGUUUCAGUACGGGGUCGAGCUGAAUCCCGAGCAGCUCGCCAUGUCUCCCAUUACCCUCUUACACUCCCUCUGGCAAGAGCUCGAGACCAGUGAAGCCACAACCCUGGUGGAAGACCUCUUAGAGAAAUACGACAUCCCGCCGUACCAACCUUUAAAAUACCUCUCCUCGGAGCAGAUGAAGCUGUUUUUACAAGGGCCGAUGCGGCUUGAGAAUUUUGAGUGGCUCGGGCUCAAUGCGGUUCUUGGCAAGGCCGCUAAGAUACGGUCCGAUUUCCGGGACUACUUCUCCCCAUUCUUAACAGAGGCCACCUGCCUCUCCUGCCAAGGUUCACGCCUCAAUCCGCUGGCACGCCAUGUCAAAAUCGACAACCAUUCGAUCGCAGAGUUUUGCAACCUCCCCAUUGAGAUGGCACUCGCCUUCAUCGAUCGGCUAACUCCCCCUCCCUUCUUGGAAGAGACGCAUAGACAGCUCCACCAUCGACUCCAUUUUCUCAAAGCCCUCGGCCUUGGCUACCUCUCCCUCGACCGGAGCGCUCCUACUUUAAGCGGUGGUGAGACACAGCGGAUCCGCCUCAGCAGGCAGCUGGGAAGUGGUCUCACAGGCUGUCUCUACGUCUUAGACGAGCCGACCAUUGGGCUCCACCCUCAAGACAAUGAACUCCUCAACCAAGCCCUAUUGCAACUCCGCGAUAUGGGGAAUACACUGCUCCUCGUUGAACACGACCCGAUGACGAUCAAGAUCGCCGACUACAUCUUCGACUUUGGACCCCAUGCAGGUCGCGAUGGAGGUCAAAUCAUCGCCGAAGGGACACUCCCCGAGAUCCUCGCAAACCCGAACUCCCUCACAGGAGGGUACCUCACAGGCCGCCUCCAAGUCCCCAUCCCUGCAACACGGCGGAAACCGAAAACCUUCUUUACCCUCAACGAGUGUCGCCUCCACAACCUAAAGAACUUCGAUAUCGGGAUUCCAGUCGGGCUCUUCACCUGCAUCACAGGGGUUUCAGGAAGCGGAAAAUCGACAUUUCUCCACGACCUCCUCAAGCCUUACGUCGAGAAAAACCUCGAAAAGACCCCCUUUAAUAAGCUGAUCUUCCUCAACCAAAACCCCCUUGGGCAAACGAGCCGCUCCGACGUCUCUACCUAUGUCGAGCUCCUCUCCCCCCUUCGCGACCUCUUCGCCUCGAUUCCGGCAGCGACGAUCAAAGGGCUUCAACCGAAACACUUCAGCUCGAACCAUCGACGAGGAGCAUGCCCCUCCUGUUAUGGCCUUGGGACAAAAUCGAUUCAGCUCCAAUUUUUGCCCCCCGUUAAAAUCAGCUGUGAGGCGUGUCAGGGACUUCGCCUAAAUCCACUCAGCCUCUCGAUCCAGUUUAAAGGGAAAAACCUCGGGCAGAUUCUCCAGAUGACCGUCAAAGAGGCCCGUCUGUUCCUCGAUGCCUUCCCCAAAAUCGUCCAGAUCCUCGACACUUUGAAGGCCGUAGGACUCGACUAUCUGCAACUCGGCCAAGAGAUCGCCUCCCUCUCUGGAGGAGAGCAACAGCGGAUUCGGCUCUCGCGCGAACUCUCCAAACGGUCGUCGGGAAAAACCCUCUACCUCUUCGAUGAGCCGACAGUCGGACUCCACGCCGAUGACAUCGUCAAGCUGGUGAAAAUCUUCGACCACCUCACCGCCAAAGGGAACACCCUUGUGAUCAUCGAACACAACCUCGAUGUCAUCCGGUGCGCUGACUACGUCUUCGAUCUAGGCCCCAAAGCCGGAACCGAAGGAGGCUACCUGAUUGCACAAGGAACCCCCGAAGAGCUCAUGAAAAAUCCGAGCUCCAUCACAGGUCGGUAUCUAGCCUAA